Vitis riparia (riverbank grape) is the source of this 555-nucleotide messenger RNA. RefSeq lists its product as uncharacterized. Gene Ontology annotation, molecular function: protein binding. Bases 1 to 555 code for a protein of 184 amino acids. The record is from RefSeq and is a predicted model, not a curated record. Lineage: Eukaryota; Viridiplantae; Streptophyta; Magnoliopsida; Vitales; Vitaceae. The transcript has 3 exons.
AUGGCGGGGGAUCUUGAUUCCGCUAGUAAUAGAAUCAUAAAGUUUCUCUACAGCUAUGGCGGCAAGAUUCUUCUUUGUCGCAUCGAUGGCAAGCUGCGGUACGUAGGUGGACAUACUAGGGUUCUUGCUGUGGAUCGAUCUAUUUCAUAUGCAGAGCUGAUGGUGAAGUUAGGGGAGUUGUGUGGAUUGUCGGUGACUUUGAGGUGUCAGUUGCCUAAGGAGGAUCUGGACGUGUUGGUUACGGUCACCAGCGAUGAAGAGCUUGCUAAUGUAAUUGAUGAAUACCAUCGGGCUUCUUCAUCGUGUUAUAAGAUCAGAGUCGUUCUUUGGCCGCCCAAAUCUCUCAAAACUAUUUCUCCAGUUUCAUCAACUACGUCCAACGUCGAUUCCUCUGAUUUCAGAUCGAUUACCGCAGUCUGCGCUCAUCGUUCAGCCUCUCCGCCUAUGUUGGCUCACUGUUAUCCUGGUCCUCGUUCAGUAUCUUCAACUACGACGGCACAUAGAUGCUCCACCCGUAUCUUGCCGCGAAUAGAGUUUCCCCUCUAUGUCCGCUAA